ACAGACGGACGGACGGGGCGCGCCGCGCGGACCCCGCGGACGCCGCCGGCCUCGCUCCCACCGGCGCCCACCGAGACGCGGCCGCGCCCCGCCCGGAGCCUCCUGCGGCAGCCCGACCCCGCCGAGACUCAGUUUCCCCAGCCCGGCCACCCUUCCAGGAGUUCCUGCGAUCUCAGUCUUCGCCAGGUGUGUCUGAGCCUGUGCCCGCCUGCCACCCACCCACCCGCCUCGCCCCAUCCCCCCACAGCCUCAACCGAAUGUGGUGCUGACCCGCACCCCCCACGCCCGCCCCACUCGGAUGCCAUGAGCCUCAACAACAGUGCUCUGGGGUCUUGCUUCCGGCCGACCAACAUCACGCUGGCUGAGCGGCGCCUCAUCGCCUCGCCCUGGUUCGCCGCCUCCUUCUGCCUCGUGGGCAUGGCCUCCAACCUGCUGGCCCUGCGGGUGCUGGCCGGUGCACGGCAGGGCAGCUCCUCCCCUCGCUCCUCCUUCCUCACGCUCCUCUGCGGCUUGGUGCUCACCGACUUCCUGGGGCUGCUGGUCACAGGGGCCAUCGUGGUGUCCCAGCACGUCGUCCUCUUCGACUGGCAGGCCGUGGACCCCCACUGCCGCCUCUGCCGCUUCAUGGGCGUCGGCAUGGUCUUCUUCGGCCUUUGCCCGCUGCUGCUGGGUGCCACCAUGGCGUCGGAGCGCUACCUGGGCAUCACCCGGCCCUUCUCGCGGCCCGCCGUGGGCUCCCCGCGCCGCGCCUGGGCCACCGUGGGCCUGGUGUGGGCCGUGGCGCUGGCCCUGGGGCUGCUGCCGCUGCUGGGCGUGGGGCGCUACACCGUGCAGUUCCCCGGGUCCUGGUGCUUCCUCACCCUCGGACCCGAGCCCGGGGACGUGGCCUUUGGGCUGCUCUUUGCCUUCCUGGGCAGCCUCUCGGUGGGGCUGUCCUUCCUGCUCAACACCAUCAGCGUGGCCACUCUGUGCCACGUCUACCACGGGCAGGAGGCCGCCCAGCAGCGCCCUCGGGACUGCGAGGUGGAGAUGAUGGUUCAGCUCACGGGCAUCAUGGUUGUGGCCAGUAUCUGUUGGAUGCCACUGCUGGUGUUCAUCGCGCAGACGGUGCUGCAGACCCCGCCGGCCAUGAGCCCCAGCGGGCAGCUGUCGCGGGCCACCGAGAAGCAGCUGCUCAUCUACCUGCGCGUGGCCACGUGGAACCAGAUCCUGGACCCCUGGGUGUACAUCCUGUUCCGCCGCUCCGUGCUGCGGCGUCUACACCCGCGCGCCAGCGCCCGGUCGCGCGCUCUGUCCCUGCAAGGACAGGCGCUGCCCCGGGGCCCGGGGCCCUAG
This is a messenger RNA of Sorex araneus (European shrew), 1335 nucleotides long. It is a transcript of the gene TBXA2R, whose product is annotated as thromboxane A2 receptor. Gene Ontology annotation, molecular function: thromboxane A2 receptor activity. Bases 304 to 1335 code for a protein of 343 amino acids. Gene Ontology annotation, biological process: inflammatory response; adenylate cyclase-activating G protein-coupled receptor signaling pathway; positive regulation of cytosolic calcium ion concentration. Lineage: Eukaryota; Metazoa; Chordata; Mammalia; Eulipotyphla; Soricidae. The record is from RefSeq and is a predicted model, not a curated record. The transcript has 3 exons. Gene Ontology annotation, cellular component: plasma membrane.